Messenger RNA from Talpa occidentalis (Iberian mole), 2305 nucleotides. RefSeq names its product signal transducing adaptor family member 2 (gene STAP2). Gene Ontology annotation, molecular function: signaling adaptor activity. The transcript has 13 exons. The record is from RefSeq and is a predicted model, not a curated record. The coding region runs from base 17 to 1276 and encodes 419 amino acids. Lineage: Eukaryota; Metazoa; Chordata; Mammalia; Eulipotyphla; Talpidae.
GAAGCCUCGGCCUGCCAUGGCCACAGUCCUGAACCCACCCCGGGUGCCCAAGCCCAAGAGCGCUCAGCCCUCACACUACCACGAGAGCUUCCUGGAGAAGAAGGGACCCCGAGACCGGGAUUACAAGAAGUUCUGGGCAGGUCUCCAGGGGCUCACCCUCUACUUCUACCACAGCAAUCGGGACUUCCAGCACGUGGAAAAGUUAGACCUAAGCACAUUCGUGAAGCUCACAGAUGAGGCUCCCUGGGGGAACCCCCAAGACUCUGGCAUCCAUUUCAGCGUCAUCCUCUGGAACCAGGAGGUCAAGUUCAAGGUUGAAAGUCUGGAGUCUCGCGAGAUGUGGAAAGGCUUCAUCCUGACGGUGGUCGAGCUCCGCGUGCCGUCCCACCUGACGCUGCUGCCUGGACACCUGUACAUGAUGGCCGAGGUCCUGUCCAAAGAGGAGGCUCGACGUGCCCUGGAGAUGCCCCCGUGCUUCCUGAAGGUGAGCCGCCUGGAGGCACAGCUGCUCCUGGAGCGCUACCCCGAGUGCGGGAACCUGCUGCUGCGGCCCUGCGGGGACGGCGCGGGCGGCGUCUCGGUCACCACGCGACAGAUGCUCAACGGGGCGCCCGUGGUCCGGCACUACAAGGUGAAGCUCGAGGGCCCCAAUUAUGUGAUUGACGUGGAGGAGCCGUUCUCCUGCCCCUCACUGGAUGCAGUGGUCAACUAUUUCGUGUGGAACACCAAAAGGGCGCUGGUGCCCUUCCUGUUGGACGAGGACUAUGAGAAGGUGCUAGGCUAUGUGGAGGCGAAUAAAGAGAAUGGCGAAAGUGUGUGGGUGGCACCCGUUGUCCCUGCGACCCCUAACCCAGGCCCUCCAACCCCUGCAGCUGGUCCCAGGCAGCUGCUUCCUGCAGCCACUGUGACAGGCCAGGACAACCUGCCACCUUUACCUCCCCUGCCCCCGCUACUGAGCCAGGAUGAGGAUGACAACUACGUGAUCCCCAUUGGAGAUGCCCCAGAUGUCAACUAUGAGAAUGGAGAUGUACUUUCCUUGAGUCAACUGGUCAUCACGAAACCCAAGAAAUUGGCAAAGGCUCAGGCAAAGCUUCCAAAGCCACCCAUUGUGCCCAAGCCAGAGCCCAGAGGUGACCAGGCCCGGAAGCAGGCCGUCAGCUCACCACAGGCUUUCUUGCCCACAACAAGGCUGGCAGAUGUGACAGCAGAGCUGGAAGAGAAGCUACAGAGGAGGCGGGCACUGGAGCACUUGUCUGGACAUGCUGGGGACCAAUGAGCCAGUCUCGGGGUACAGUUUGGCAGUCAAGACGGAUCCUUCAGAAUUAAAGCUCAAGUGACCCCAAGACCUACACAUUUGGCUUGGCUUCAGGGCUGAGGUUGUUAAGGGGUCUGUUGGAUGCCUGCCUAUAGCUGGUCCCCUGCACUUCCAAUGGUCCUCAGCUCCGCCGGCCUGCCACCUGACCCUGCAAGAAAAGCCCAUUUUACAGCCGGGAAAGUGGAGAUCCACAGAACGCCGGGACAUACCAUGUCCCAAAGAACCAGCAAUGAAGCCUGGCCAGUGUUUGACCUUUAUUAGGAGGCAAGGUGGGGAGGAGGACCCACCCAGGUGCCUGCUUCCUGCUGGUGACCACCCAUCAGGAAUUAAGGCUCCAAGCAGUGAGAAGAGGGUGUCAGGCUAAAACAGCCAAUGCCUGGUGGCGGCUCCCAAACCAGCCCUGCUGGGUGGGCAGUCCAGUGUCUAGGUGAGGCUAGUGUUGGAGCUGCUGGUGGCACUGCCCCGCUUCUGAAGGCAGCGCACAGAACUGGGGACCUGCAGGCCUGUUGUCACCUGGAAGCUGCCACACCACACCUGGGGACAGAAGGGGAGCAGGGAGACUCAGCACCAAAGCCAGCCCCAGUCCCACCACCACCCCACCCCGGGCCAUGGAGUGGGGUCUUACCGUAAAAGCAGGCAGCAGUGGCUGUGUAAACUUGGCCUUAAAGGUGUGCAGCAGCUGUUUUGUGCGGGCAUUGUAGAAGGACAAAAGACCUGGGGCAGAAGGCAGAUUGACCAGGGGAUAGUAAGAGGGAUGUGCGGGGCUUCCAUCAGUGCCACCACCACGACGGCCUGAGUUCGGUCCCCGGCCAGGAAGCUAAACACAUGGCGCAGCAGACCUCUCCUGUCUCCCCGCUGCUCCCCUCAGCAGUGUAUUUCAGUCAGUCUGCCUGUUCUGCUCCCCACUCUGUCUCUGGUGAAUCCUCUCACCCCCGACACCUCUGGCCUGUACCUAAGUUCUUGUAUGCAUAAAUAAAUUAAACUCUUACA